CGCAGUAGAGAAGCGUACCCGCUGGCAGAGGAUCUACGAAUACGUCCCUGCGACCAAACGACACACCACAGAAAUGGCCGUGUCACCCCACACACCUCUUCGACCUCAUCAUUAUGAAUUGCGCCACAAAAUAAUGAACAAUAAUGGUAUCCACAUAAUCUAUCCGCUUGGACGCGACUUCGCCAUCCAUUUUCCAGGAAAAUUCGAUGCGUACGAGGGCCUAACCGUUCGCGUCUUCGGCUACACUCGCGACGCGGGUCCGACAUACGAGCAUGCGAUCGGUAAUGAAAGCGGCGCCUAUUCGUUGAUGAAAUUUUACGAUCUUAAGCCACUCGCAGUGGUACACAGCAUGGGAGGCGGAAGCGACAGCAAACCAAAAGAGGAAGUUUAUGGAUCUGGAACAUUCUAUACCUUCGCAAUUCGUGCGAUAAAGGAUAAAAAGAGUCGCGAAUCUUUCGAGGCAAUUGUGGACAAAGAGGCGCUGGAUUAUGCAGUAUUUCCGUGGAGCGGUGUUAGCCACUGGGAGACCAUCCAGAAGGGCAAGAUGGUGCACCUGUCAAAACACAUUGGAGAUGAGGAAGGCACAACAAAAUUUCAGACAAGCACUGGACUCGAUCCGUAUUUGAACCACUUUGUUUUGAUGGAAGUCGGUACAAUAGCACACUACACCGGGGUAUACAGCGGCACGAGCGAAGUUACAGUCAAGGCUGUGGGCGCAGUGCAAGACAUGGGAAGGCCCAAUCGCUCUGGCGUGACCAUCAGGAUAUCAAUAAGGAAGACAAUCCUCAACUACAUAUUUUUAACCAACUACGGUUCCAAGCCGGUCGUGGCACCCUUUGAGAAUCUUGUGUCGACUGGCCACGGUUACGCACCUAGAUUCUCGGAGAACUUCAGCGUAAGACAAGUUCAUAUGGAGGUAUUCUACUAAACGCAUCCUACACGUAGUCUACUUAAUGGCAAAGUGGAUUUUAAUACCGAUAUACUAGAACAAACUGAAUUGCUUAUUAGUACAUGAAGAAUAAAGAACAUAAUUUUCCCUGAGUAAA
Dermacentor albipictus is the source of this 1046-nucleotide messenger RNA. RefSeq lists its product as uncharacterized. Lineage: Eukaryota; Metazoa; Arthropoda; Arachnida; Ixodida; Ixodidae. The record is from RefSeq and is a predicted model, not a curated record.